This is a messenger RNA of Paramecium tetraurelia, 873 nucleotides long. RefSeq lists its product as uncharacterized. Gene Ontology annotation, cellular component: autophagosome; cytoplasm. The transcript has 2 exons. NCBI's taxonomy places the organism in Eukaryota, Ciliophora, Oligohymenophorea, Peniculida, Parameciidae. Gene Ontology annotation, molecular function: ATP binding; protein serine/threonine kinase activity. Gene Ontology annotation, biological process: peptidyl-serine phosphorylation; protein autophosphorylation; autophagosome organization. The record is from RefSeq and is a predicted model, not a curated record.
AUGCAACAAGUUUAGGCAUUACCUCCCCAGUUUUUCUAAGGCUUAAAAAUCUAAUCUACCUUGGGUGAAGGACAUGAUGCUAAAGUUCUUCUCGCGCUUGAGACCAAAGGAAACGAAAAGAAAGAAUAUGCCUUGAAGUGCCAAGCCCAAAAAAUAUAAGACACCGCCAUUAACUUAUUCAAUGAAAUACAAAUUCUCAUCCACAUCAAGCAUCCCCAUAUAAUUGAGCUAUUCGGCUACAGCCAAGAUUUCACAUGUCUGGUCCUUCAAUAUUGUCCCUAUGGCACCUUAGUUUAAUUGAUCAAAUCCUCUCCAUUUCCAGUUUGCAUAGCUGCCUCCCUCAUGUAUCAGGUAACUCUAGCUCUAACUUAUAUGCAUGAAUAAGGAUUUACUCAUGGAGAUCUUAAAUUAUCAAAUGUUCUUAUAGAUAGUUAAUACAAUAUCAAAUUAUGUGAUUUCGGUUUUGCCAGAUGGAAUGGGAAGAUGGCAAUCGAAAAAUAAACCAUAGCUGGUAGUGAAGGAUACACUGCUCCAGAAAUAUGGACAUCAAAUCCAAAUUAUAUAAAGAGUGACUUGUUUUCGGUUGCUGUUAUAUUUUUCAUUUUAAUAACUGGUCAUCCUCCCUUUGAAUCAAAUAAUCCAGACAAUCAUGAUCCAUGGUGGAAUUUAAUUAAAAAUAAACAAUGGGACACCUAUUGGAAGGACAUACGAUCAAACUUAGAUCAAGAAUGCAAAAAUUUAUUCGUUUAAAUGUUUAGUAUCCAACCUGAGGAAAGAUUGAGUGCCAAUCAUUUGAACUAAUGGUUUAAAUUAAAACAAACUACUCAAGAGAAUCUGAUUCAAGAAAUAAAAAAAAGGUUAACUGAGAUGUGA